AAAAUUUCCUAGAUGUUUUGACUUCUUGGUUGAAUUAUGUAAAUUUUGAGCUUUCCAAGUUUCCAACUAAAUAUGAGCUUAGAUUGAGGCAAUUGAAUUCAGCCUGGUUAGCCAUCUACCCAAGUCUCAAGAAGAAACGAGCUCUUGCUCAAGGCCCAUAAGAAGUCAAGUCAAAGUUGACUUUUGGUCAACCAUUGGAUUCGUUUUUAAGAAAUUAAAUGUUGUAAUUUAGGAAUGAAAUUUUACAUUUACUGUCCGUUUAAAAUAUGACCGUUGGAUAAUUUGAAUUUCAAAUUACCUUUUUUAUUCUUGAAUUAAUACCUUAUUCUCUAAGAGAUCAGGCAUAAAGAGACAGAGAAAAACAGUAGGGAGAAACAAAGAAGAAAGCCAUGAAGACUGGUCUAACAUCAUCAUCUUCGUCAUCUUCAGGUACAAGAUCAAGCACAACAAUGGAAGAUAGAGAUAGCUGUUAUUUUCCGGGAUGUAGAAAAGAUACAAAUUGUGAUUGUGAGAUUUGUUUAGCAAGUAUUAAUGCUACACUUGAUCUAAUGCCAAUGAGUAUUCAAAAGAGUGCUUUAACAAAAAUAUCUGCAUCAUCAUCAUCAAAAUUAAGAUCUUCAUUAGAAAGAACCCCAAUCUCUUAUAAUCAAUCAAUUUUAUCAACACCCAAGCAACAAGGUAGUACUUUUCAACCGAUUCUGAUAACCCCACCUCUCAAAUCUACAGCAAAAUCCUUCCCUUCCUUGGAGAAACCAAUCAAAAAGGUAGAGAAGAAAUCCUGGGUUUCAAGGUUUCAUCUUUGGAAGAUAUUUGUGGGGUUUUGUUUGAUUUUUGCGGUUGAUUCUGGGUUUUCUUGGUUGGUUUCGGAGCUUUUGCAACCAACAUUAUCGCCGGAGACUGUGAAUUUUAUUGGGAAACAAUCUUGGGUUGGCCGUGAUUUGAAUGAUAGGUUAGGGUUUUUACAGAGAGAACUCGCUGAAGCUGUUUCAGGAAAGAUAUCAAGUUGCAGAUCUAAAGACUCUAUUUGGGAAUUGAAUCUGGAGGACUCGCUGGUAGUUUCGCGGUGUAAGCUCUACGAAUCUAUGGCUGAGGAAGUGAGUAUCUGGGGGUGGCCUCUGCAAACUGCAGGACUGCUUUCAACCGGGUUUUCUUCUCGAUCAGUCACCAUUUUAUCCGGCAGAGUAACAGAGUGGCCUAAUGGAAAAAUAGUGUAUUCGGUGCGAAAUUCAAACAGUUCAACAUGGUUACUUCAGAGAAUGAGUGCAUCAGCUGUGCAAUUGGAUUCAAAUACUUGGGUACUUGAAUACAGACGAAGCUCUAUGCUGGAGAGUUCAAUACUGCUUUUUACAGCAAUGGAGCUUUUGAAGAAUAGACUUGCAAGAGUUGUUGCAGAAAUUGAGCAGCAGUUUUGGGUAGUACCAUCUUCAUUUGUCCAUCAGGAAUUCAGUACUCGUUCAGAAGUCUGCUCCAGUCACCCAACUUAGUUUGUUAUCCUUGACAGAUGCAAUAUUCCUGCGGAAAUACUUUUAAAACAUCUAUGCAGAGAGAGAUCUCAUCUCUUAUGAGAAUUUCACCUUUUUCUGUUUUUUGUUAGACUGAAUAUUUGUUGGUUCAAAUUCAAGUUGUUCUUAAUGAUGAAGUUUUUACUCACAGUAAAUAUCAAACUUAGUUUGUUA
Molecule: messenger RNA, 1676 nt
Organism: Papaver somniferum (opium poppy)
Lineage: Eukaryota; Viridiplantae; Streptophyta; Magnoliopsida; Ranunculales; Papaveraceae
Exons: 3
Coding region: 390-1484 (364 amino acids)
Cellular component (GO): endoplasmic reticulum
Source: RefSeq, a predicted model, not a curated record